UUGAGCUAAAGACAUUUAUUGGUACUCGAAAACCGUGUAGUGAAGCGCAUUUUUAGGGGAAAACAUUUUACAGAAGAAACAAAGUGCUGUUUAGCGUCAAAGUGACACACAGACACGGAAAGAUCGAGAUAAGAGGCGGAAGGGGAAUUCAAGGCAGCUAUGAGUAUCAGUGUUGGUGGCUAUCACGGAGGGUUCGCGCAUCCGACCUCCAUGGGGAUCACUUCCGGUCAGGACUACUUCACGGCGGCCCACUACCCCUCAACUUCUGUGUAUCCGGAAUACCCCUUUACGGACAGAGAUUAUUUUAAUAAUUGGGUGUUAAAUGGAACCACAGACAUUCCCAUGUCACCGGAACCCUACGGAGCGGCCUGUGGAACGCCGUCACCGCCAAUGAUGGGAGUCGUGCAUCACGGUUACGCAGACGGCAUGCAUCAGACGUUUGCCGGUUGGUCGGACUUUCCCAUGAACACGGCGGAACUUGCGCUGGCACACAACAUUCCAAUUUCGGAGAUCGGGAACUAUGAGUCCUACACAAACGCGUUCGGAGACCGAUGUCUGAGGCGGCGGACGUCCGCAAACCGCAAAGAGCGCCGACGGACGCUCAGUAUUAACAAUGCGUUUUCAAAUCUUCGCUGCUCUAUUCCAAACGUGCCUUCUGACACUAAGCUUUCAAAGAUCAAAACGUUGCGCCUUGCAAUCAGUUACAUUUCAUACCUGACGGAGAUUUUGGAGAAGGGAGAUUCGAACAUGGUACCCAACAGUUUCAAAGCUGACAUCUCCAGGAAGAGGGAGCGAAGAUCACUUCCGGUUGAAGAUGAAAAGAAAAUAGCGGACUCCUGUGAAUCAGACGACUCCUCCGAGAGCAGCACAAGUCACAGUUCAUCGUCUGAGCCUAAAGUCAAAGGUCGCACGGGAUGGCCGGAAGCGGUUUGGGCGUCUGAGCUCCGCGGUAACUCCCCUCCCGAGAAACCGGAAGCGUCGUCAUUGUCGUGAUCAUGGCCGUCCGCUUGUUACAGAUAGCUGUUUUCCGAUUGGAAAGUAAACGCUAGCCGCGCUGUACUCGCUCGUGGCGGGCUGAGCACCGGAAGAGACGUGGAUUCUUUUUGUUGUGAAAGAAAAUGUGUUCAGUGUCUAGUCGUCGUAGGGUGUUGACACCGCACUCACGCUUUCUGUGAUUACAAUUUAUCACACGAGACCCGAAACGUUGAAUUUUUGUCUCGCAUGUUUUGCAGCAUUUAUUUAUAUCUUAAACUUUUGGACACGAUCUGUGUUUUAAUAGCUAGUUUUUUUAGUAUAAUGUGUAUAUAUCUUUCAUAACGUUACAGAGGCAAAAAUGGUGCAGCGUUUCAUAUGAAUGCUUUGUAUUGUACAUAGUGUCAUUAGAAUAUUUGUAAAUGCACUCACAGUUUGUGAUAUUUUCGUACUGUGCAUCUAUUUCUGUUCGUCAAUUGACAUCUUUAUGGCUUUAUGUACGAGUUUAGUUGUCAAAGAUAAGACUGUCACGCGGAAUACGAAAAAAACGAGAAAUUAUUGACUGAAAUGCCCCAAAACCUGACUUGUAGUAACCGGAGCACCACUUCGAUUCUUACAAAGACCGCAGCCAAAGAUUCUUGCCUUUAUCUUCCACACUAAUGCACGGUGCUACGUGAUUACCCGUAGUUUCGGGCCAUGAAGCGCCGACCAUUAAUGUUUAUAGAUUUCCUAUCAUGGGGGAUGGCGAAAUUUCCCGUGAACAUUCCGGCAACAAAACAAUUAAACGUUAUUCUCUCUACGAGACUUAAAUGACAAACGAGUUCUUGAUAAACGCCGCUUUUUGUUUACAAUAUUUCUGGUAAUUAUGGGUAUAUCUGUCAAAA
Molecule: messenger RNA, 1856 nt
Organism: Dreissena polymorpha
Lineage: Eukaryota; Metazoa; Mollusca; Bivalvia; Myida; Dreissenidae
Product: heart- and neural crest derivatives-expressed protein 2-like
Exons: 2
Coding region: 160-993 (277 amino acids)
Biological process (GO): regulation of transcription by RNA polymerase II; developmental process
Molecular function (GO): protein dimerization activity; RNA polymerase II transcription regulatory region sequence-specific DNA binding; DNA-binding transcription factor activity, RNA polymerase II-specific
Source: RefSeq, a predicted model, not a curated record